Molecule: messenger RNA, 3049 nt
Organism: Cladocopium goreaui
Lineage: Eukaryota; Dinophyceae; Suessiales; Symbiodiniaceae
Source: the annotation of a GenBank genome assembly
GAACAGACUAUUUGAAGUUGGAAUGCGGUGAUAUGGUGGAGGUUCUACAGCACGACAUCAAGACGGGUUGGGCACAUGGCAAAAAGGUGAAGUCAGCCAGAGGAGAGCCAGUCGAAGGCGAAGGCCACGAAGGAUGGUUUCCGGACUGGGCCGUGGACCCUGCCAGCGACAAGAGCUGGGUUGAGUUGGCAGCGGAGGAGUUCUCGAACUUGGACCAAGAGCUACGAAAUCUGAGACGCUUGGACGUCUUGGCCGACCCCGGGGACGCUUGCGACUUCUACGUCGAUGUCUUCGCCUCGAAACCUGGGAUGAUCAAGUGGAAUCCCAAGUUGCAACUGGGGAGAUGUUUGCUACAGCAGCACCUGUUCUCCAUCACUCCAGAGGACGAGGAUCAGGACGAGGACGUCUAUUUCUUCAACCCGGCUGAUACUUUGUUCGACGAUCCCCUCCGUAAGGAUGAACCUUUCGACAAUCGCUUCUGCCCCACCUUCAGCUGCAAGACAGUAUCAAGAACCCAGAACGGGACGACAACAAAAGUCAGAAGUACGGACAAGCCAAAGCUCGUCUGGUGGAACAAACAGCAGGAGGAUUUCUAUCAAGCAGAGAGAGCCCAAGAGACUGAGAAAGUUAUGGAGAGAAUAGAAUCCGAAGGCACGUCUACGGCAUCCGGAAUGAGUCCUCAAGGCCACUUAGAUGUGGAGCCUGAGACCAUACCGCUCAAGGAACUCUGCUACCGAGCGGCGCUGAAGGGUAUGCGUUUGGUGUCGAAGCAACACGUGCCGGAAAUCUGUUUACCAGCACCACGACAGAACUUUGGACCUGAGAUGGAGGAGAUUCACAAUCAGACCUUCAUGGUGCCCUUGGGCCACGAAAUCACAAGAGAUCCUACGACAUGGAGACUCGCCCGCCUGAAAAUGGGAAGGAUCGAAACGGCGAAGAAAAAAAAGAAGGAUCCCAUUGAGGUGAGAAGUGUUGACGGAUCGACCUACACGUUUUCAUUGUACAGCAGCACCAUGAUCAAGAUCUGUAAGGACUCGGACUUCCAGCGGGCCAUCCCAGUCCAUCGGAGCCUACGGGUCACGGAGGAGGGAGGCAAACGCUUCGUCGAAGUCUCUGCAGACCGAGAGCCCAUUCAGGUUGCUCCGGAUCAGUUCAAACAGCUGAACAAGGCGCUGGACUUGUUUCGCAUCGGCGCCGCCGAAGCGCAGAAUGCCUACUUAGAGGCCGAGGAAAAGCCACCGCCAAACGACAACGAGACCCCUGCCUACCUGAACAUCCGCUACCGUCGUUACGGCACGGUGGUCUGGGUUGCACCAAUGGAGGUCUUCGAAUGGCAGGAUUCCAGAGCGGUGACCGCUCCCUCUAUGGUCAGGAAGUCUUGCAAAAGCAAGGCAUGGUUGGUGGAAGCCUCAAAAUUGGGCCAGCAGAGUCCAGUAAACCCGGACAGGCUUUGCGGAACCUCCAUGUGCAAUCUGCACAAGCGGAGAGGCGAAAAGACUGGGCAACUUGAAGUUGUUGAUUUCAUCACAGUUGGUGCAAAGCAUGCGCUUGAGUUGGCCUUGCUUCGAAAAGAGUUGGAGAUUUGCCGCAGUGAGGCGGCUGCCCAGAUCCAGGCACUCCGUGAAGAGCUCCGGAGUAUGGGACUGGUGAAAUUGGAGGAACCAGAAGAAACCAUUGAGAUGGCAGCAGAGGUUCGGGGGGCUGUACAGGCUGAACACCAACAAUGGCAUUUCAUGCCAUCGGUUGGAACAUGGAUCCAGCGACCAAUUCAGCUUCAGAUCCAGGAGCCAGAAGAAGCCAUUGAGAUGGCAGCAGAGGUUCGGGGGGCUGUACAGGCUGAACACCAACAAUGGCAUUUCAAGCCAUCGGUUGGAACGUGGAUCCAACGACCAAUUCAGCUUCAGAUCCAGGAGCCAGAAGAAGCCAUUGAGAUGGCAGCAGAGGUUCGGGGGAAUGAACACCAACCGUGGCAUUUCAAGCCGUCGGUUGGAACAUGGAUCCAGCGACCAAUUCAGCUUCAGAUCCAGGAGCCAGAAGAAGCCAUUGAGAUGGCAGCAGAGGUUCGGGGGGCUGUACAGGCUGAACACCAACAAUGGCAUUUCAAGCCAUCGGUUGGAACAUGGAUCCAACGACCAAUUCAGCUUCAGAUCCAGGAGCCAGCUCUAGCCAGAGAGAUGGCAGAUGAGGAGCCAGAAGAAGCCAUUGAGAUUGAAGCUGAGGAGGAACGGUGGCAUGAUGAUGUGUGGAUCCCAUACAGCACGAUGUUGCGAGAAACGGUGGUAACAGAGGAGGAGAUGCAGUGGCGGGCUUUACAAUCCUUUGAAGUCCGCCAGUUCCCGGAGUAUCCGAGGAAUAACCUCACAGGCGAGAGGGUCGAGGCGCAGCAGACGGUUGAGGUGACGCACAUAGUAAAACAGCACUGCGAGAGCGAUUUCCUCAAGCUGGCGAGCGGAGGGUAUGUCUUCACGAAGAGCCGCUCCGGGAUCCGUCUCUUCGAGAGAGUUGAAGAGUCAGCGGAGUCAACGGCACGAUACCACAAUUGGCACAACCAAAGCGGCACUUGGAAGGGGCGUCAGUGGCAGUGGCAGGACAAAAAAGAAGAGAAGUGGAGCGAGCAUCGAUCCCGGGGAACAGGCAGAGAUGCAAGGCAAUACAAGGCGCCGGGUCAGGUUCAACGAGGCUCCGAAGUUUCCGGAGAAGGUCUGGGAGGUGGCAGUGGCAGGACAAAAAAGAAGAGAAGUGGAGCGAGCAUCGAUCCCGGGGAACAGGUUCGAACCGGGACUGGUGGCAGUGGCAGGACAAAAAAGAAGAGAAGUGGAGCGAGCAUCGAUCCCGGGGAACAGGUUCGAACCGGGACUGGUGGUCAUCAUCGAAUUCAUGGGCAGAACAGCGCGAAUCUUGCCCUAAAAAUACAAAUUCGGCAUAUCCGGAUCCCAAUGAUCCGAAGUAUCGCAUUGAUUGGGUUGCUCAUUUCAAGAAGUCUCAGUAGCGCUGAGUGAGUACUUCCUGCGCACAGAACGCUGUCACUGCGAAAUGCACAGAGCAGUCG